AUGAUAGUGUGUACGCACACAGCUCUAAAGAAGCCCAGGAAAUCAUUGGAAGAGUGGAAAGAGGUCAUCACCAUUCCUCAGCGAUGGUUUGGUGGAGAUUUUGCUUUGAUGGCAGCACAAAACUCCAUUUUUGUGAAAAAGCACAGGAUUCCGCUCCAGCUCACAAGGCCAGGUCAACUCAGCAGUGCCUGUAAAAGAACAUUCCAGAGUUCAACUCUGCCUUGGAUUGUCCCUCAGGAAGCCCUGAUGUCCAUCCACUAA
Molecule: messenger RNA, 261 nt
Organism: Nezara viridula (southern green stink bug)
Lineage: Eukaryota; Metazoa; Arthropoda; Insecta; Hemiptera; Pentatomidae
Source: the annotation of a GenBank genome assembly